Molecule: messenger RNA, 1927 nt
Organism: Schistocerca nitens (vagrant locust)
Lineage: Eukaryota; Metazoa; Arthropoda; Insecta; Orthoptera; Acrididae
Product: GPALPP motifs-containing protein 1
Exons: 5
Coding region: 665-1549 (294 amino acids)
Source: RefSeq, a predicted model, not a curated record
AAGCGUUUGUACUUUGUAGAGGCUUGGAGUUUGCAGCAAGCGCCAAACGGGUGGACGCGGGAUAAUACGUUGUAACCGUUUGUUGCGUAGGAACUUUACGCUGUUUGAAAACUUGUUCGACACACUCAGUUUUUCCUAGAAUCCCCUGCAGUGUGAAUGAUACAUACCAUAACGAAAUGUAUAAAACGUUUAUUCUGUUGUCACUAAGAAUACCUUCAACGGGUGACACUAUUUCUGUCAAUUAAGUACAAAAAGUGUAAAAAGCACUAUGUAUAAUGAAAGUCUUGAAAAACUACAACUGUCACAAUUAGAUUUUGCUGGCUGUUAAUUUUAGUCGUUGGAUUUUCGGAAAAUACCCGUCAUUGGAGAGGCAUUGUGAAGCGGACUGGUGUACAUGCUUGCAUUUAUUGGCGACUAGCAACUACUGAUACACGCCACUUUCGCCCAUGACUAGUCAUUGCGUAAAAGAUGCUUUCAAUGUAAUUGUAAAUGACUAGAGUUUCAAUAAUCGUUUGAUUCAAAAUGAUCUCUUAGUUUACCGCGAUCUUAAAUAGAUAAAUUUAUUUAACCGCGUAUAAUUAUGUCGGUAUGAGAUUUUAAGGGAAUUAAACAUUUCACAACUGAAGCAGUCAAUAAAGAAGGCUGGACACUGAGACAAAGAAACAUGUCCAACUUCAUUGGACCAGCACUGCCACCACAUCUGAAGAUUUCAAGGAAAAACUCAGAUGACAAAAAUGAGUGUAACGAUGAUGAUGUCGUAACAGGUGAUGUUUCUGAUGAGGAGUACCGUGAGGAUGCUCCAAGUGAGCAACCUGCAGUCUCGGAAGACGUGUAUGGUCCAGCAUUACCACCUGGCUUCAAGCCUAGGGUGGUAGGUCCAGCUGCAACGGUUACCAUUUCUAUGGCAGAGCAGUCAUCUACACUGCCUGAUUCCAUAAACAAGAGCUCAGAUGAUGAGGAUGGUGAUGUGGUAGGGCCAAUGCCUGCCAGUGAUAUAUCAGCUCAAGUUACACAGCAGUUAAAACAGCAGCUAGAGAGCCGGGCUCACAGAAUGAAGGAAAAACUUUCUGGCAAGGAAGAGGACCAAAAACUGAAACGUGAAACCUGGAUGCUUGAACUUCCUCCUGAGAAAGCUAAUCAGUUUGGCCUGGGACCACGGCAAUUUCGGGCACGAGCUGCGCCAAAUACAGGAGAUCGCUCAGUGUGGACAGACACACCAGAAGACAGAGAAAGAAAGGCAUCACAUCAGCCAGUUGCACCAACAGACAGUCUAAAGCAGAAGGCUUUGAAACAACGUGACCAGGAAAUAGAAAAACUGACUGAAGGAUAUUCAAAGAAAAGACAAAAGGAAUCGUUAUUGGAGUCUCAUCAAAAGAAGCUGAAAAGUGAAAAGAAAAAAAACAGUGACAGUAAGCAAGAACGGAGGCCAUUUGACAGAAAUGUUGACCUGCAGGCAAACAGAUUUGAUGAGGCACAAAAGAAGGCAAUUUUCAAGAAAGCUCAAUUAUUAAAUGAUAGGUUUGCUAGUGGUGAAAGCAAAUAUCUUUGAGCAAUGCUUUCAGAAAGUGUGCUGAUUUUUUGAAUGACUAAAAGUACAAAUGUGUAGGAAUAUUUAUGAACUAAUUUUAAAUGAUUUAUUUUUGUCACUAAUCUUACCAAGUGGAAAAUUUAUGAGUGGACAAUUUUACUUUAAAAAAAUGCUCAUAGUAAGUGAAGAAUCAUAUGUAAUGUUUAGUGAGAGACUGUAUUUUCUUAUUUUAUUUUUCCAAUGAAAAUGAGAGGCUCUAAGUUGUGUUCAUUGUAAUCUACUGACUGUUUGCCACCUUAUUUUUUCAAGUGAUGAUUAUGGUUAUGGUUACUGUGUGUUCCAAUUAUAUGUUCCAGUAAAACUAUUUUUAACUUGUUGAAAUAAAAUGUUAAUAAGUGA